Nomia melanderi (Alkali bee) is the source of this 1106-nucleotide messenger RNA. It is a transcript of the gene RfC4, whose product is annotated as replication factor C subunit RfC4. The record is from RefSeq and is a predicted model, not a curated record. Gene Ontology annotation, cellular component: nucleus; DNA replication factor C complex. Gene Ontology annotation, biological process: DNA repair; DNA-templated DNA replication. Gene Ontology annotation, molecular function: ATP hydrolysis activity; DNA clamp loader activity; ATP binding. Lineage: Eukaryota; Metazoa; Arthropoda; Insecta; Hymenoptera; Halictidae.
AAGCAGCAUUAUAUUUCCCGCGUUUCGAGCUUAAAUUUUGAAGAUGGCAGGUACUAGUACCGGCGAAGAAGCAAUGGACAUAGAUAUUAUACCAUCGACAAGCAAUACUAAUCCAAAAACUAAAGAUAAAACUGAUAAAUCUACACACUUACCAUGGAUUGAGAAAUAUCGACCACAUGUUUUUUCGGACAUCGUUGGGAAUACAGAUACAGUGUCUAGACUCUCUGUUUUUGCACAACAUGGAAAUUGUCCAAAUAUUAUUAUAUCUGGACCACCGGGAGUUGGUAAAACUACAACGAUUUUAUGUUUAGCACGUAUUUUAUUAGGGCCAGUCUUUAAAGAAGCAGUACUAGAACUGAAUGCUUCAAACGAAAGAGGAAUAGAUGUUGUCAGGAAUAAGAUCAAAAUGUUUGCUCAGAAGAAGGUAAACCUUCCAAAAGGUAAACAUAAGAUAAUAAUAUUAGAUGAAGCUGAUAGUAUGACUGAUGGUGCGCAACAAGCAUUGAGAAGAACAAUGGAAAUAUAUAGUAAUACAACGAGAUUUGCGUUGGCUUGUAAUAAUAGUGAGAAAAUUAUUGAACCUAUACAAUCACGUUGUGCCAUGUUGAGGUAUGGAAAGUUAUCGGAUGCACAAAUAUUGUCAAAAGUUCUUGAAGUUUGUGCAAAAGAAAAUAUUUCACAUACAGAUGAUGGCCUUUCAGCAAUAGUAUUCACCGCUCAAGGUGACAUGAGACAGGCCUUGAAUAAUUUACAAUCAACAUACAAUGGUUUUGGACAUGUAAAUAGUGAAAAUGUCUUUAAAGUUUGUGAUGAACCUCAUCCUUUACUUGUUAAAGAAAUGCUAGAGUUUUGUACAGAUGGGAACAUUUCAAAAGCAUAUUCAGUAAUGGAGCAUUUAUGGAAAAUGGGCUAUUCUGCAGAAGAUUUAAUUAGUAAUAUAUUCAGAGUUUGUAAAAACCUUUCAAUUGAAGAAACAUUAAAAUUAGAUUUUGUAAAGGAAAUUGGAAUAACACAUCUGGGAAUAGUAGAUGGAAUUAACAGUUUAUUACAGAUGAAUAGUCUGUUAGCUCGUCUUUGUAAGAGAGCUAUACAGAGUUGAAAAUGAU